Molecule: messenger RNA, 1465 nt
Organism: Rhineura floridana
Lineage: Eukaryota; Metazoa; Chordata; Lepidosauria; Squamata; Rhineuridae
Product: BTB/POZ domain-containing protein KCTD12-like
Exons: 2
Coding region: 317-1198 (293 amino acids)
Biological process (GO): protein homooligomerization; regulation of G protein-coupled receptor signaling pathway
Molecular function (GO): protein binding
Source: RefSeq, a predicted model, not a curated record
GGGCGGGGGGCCAGGAGAGCGACGCGUGGCCGUGUGAACGCGGCCCUUGGGGGGAGGGUGACGGCGGUGACUUGGAGUGGCGGGCCGCGCCUGGCGCCUGGAUGCGCCCGGCUCGGAGGGCGACGCGAGCGCGCCGGAGAAGCUGCUCCCGUCGGGCUGCGAAAGAGGCACGAGCGGCGGCGGCGGUUCCUAGGCGGCCGAGCCAGCGGCUUUUUCCCGGGCGCCGCUGCAGGGCUGCGGCGUGUCUGGUUCUUGGCUCGCUCGCCCGUUCUGGAGAGGAACAGGCGGCCAGGUGGGUAGGAGAAGGGAACUUAGGAUGGCCUUGGCAGAGAACGCAAGCUGUGCCAAACCUGGCGAAGACGUGGUUUUCUCAGAGAUCGUAGAGUUGAAUGUGGGCGGGCAGGUCUACAUCACCCGGCACAACACCCUGACCAGUGUCCCCGGCUCGUUGCUCUGGGAGAUGUUCACUCAGAAGAGCAUCCAGUCCUUAGCCCGGGACAGCAAGGGCCGGUUCUUUGUGGACCGGGAUGGGUUCCUCUUCCGCUACAUCUUAGACUACAUGAGGGACCAGCAGCUUGUACUUCCAGAGCACUUCCCGGAGUGGAGCCGUUUGCAGCGAGAAGCGGAGUACUUCAAGCUCCUGGAGCUGGUGAAGAUCCUGGCGCCAAAGAUCAGCAAGCAGAACUCCAUUGGGGAUGAGCCCUGCCAGAGUGACCCUGAGGAGUUGUCUCCCAGCGUGGACACUGCCCGCAACCUGGCUGCCGCCAGCGCUGCCCUGGCAGGCACUCCCGGAGGUUCCAUCCCAACCGUGGCCAGUGGCUGCACUGGGCAAGAUAUCCGGAGGUCAGGCUUCAUCACCAUUGGCUAUCGAGGCUCCUACACCCUGGGCAGAGACAGCCAAACAGAUGCCAAAUUCCGCAGGGUGGCGAGGAUCAUGGUGUGCGGCAAGACCGCCCUGGCCAAGGAAGUCUUUGGGGAGACAUUGAACGAGAGCAGGGACCCUGACAGGCCUCCGGAGCGCUACACCUCCAGGUACUACCUCAAAUUCACCUUCCUGGAGCAAGCCUUUGACAAACUGGCUGACUCUGGCUUCCACAUGGUGGCUUGCAACUCCACGGGGACCUGCGCCUUUGCCCACGAACAGACGGACGACAAGAUCUGGACCUCUUACACCGAAUAUGUUUUCUACCGUGAGUGACGCUUAAACCACCAAACCAAACCAAACCCAAAAUGCACCGAAAGCCAAUUUUCCUCUGGAUCCUCUCCCCAUGCCCCAGUUUUCUUUAGAACAUAGAUAACCAUCAAACUCUUGAACGUGAGCCUCCUGUCCUCCUGCAUUUUCCAAGCGGAACCCUCUCCGGAUCCUCCCUCUGUCAGUUCCUGAGUAAUGCCAACCCUUCUUCCUGACAGUAGCACGCAGCUUUCCCUGGAUUGUGGACUUGGACACUAUUAUGUGGGGGGGGGG